CCUCCCUCUACCCUGGGCUGUUCGGAGGCGGGGCAGGUGGGGGCGGGCCCAGGUAGCAGGUUCGGCUGCGCGGGGGCCCGCGCGUCCGAGUUUCUGUCUUUCCAGGGUGAAGAUGGUUUUACACAACAAUCUGGAGUCCUUUAGUUGAAAGGUGCUCCCUGCUGAGACAGGCAUUUUGAUUUGCUGUCUUUUUACAGCAUGGACACCAAAUUGCUAAAAACAUGCUUUGGGGAACUGCCAGUGAAUUUAUCUUUUGCGGUUUUACUACAAACUUAUCAGUAGUUCCCUUUUUUUUGAAUUAAUAUUUUGAAGUUAAUAUCACAAUGAGUUCAGGCUUAUGGAGCCAAGAAAAAGUUACUUCGCCCUACUGGGAAGAGCGGAUUUUUUAUUUGCUUCUUCAAGAAUGCAGCGUUACAGACAAACAAACGCAAAAGCUCCUUAAAGUACCAAAGGGGAGUAUAGGACAGUAUAUCCAAGAUCGUUCUGUGGGGCAUUCGAGGAUUCCUUCUACAAAAGGCAAGAAAAAUCAGAUUGGAUUAAAAAUUCUAGAGCCACCUCAUGCAGUUCUCUUUGUUGAUGAAAAGGAUGUUGUAGAAAUAAAUGAAAAAUUCACAGAGUUACUUUUGGCAAUUACCAAUUGUGAGGAGAGGUUCAGUCUGUUUAAAAACAGAAACAGACUAAGUAAAGGCCUCCAAAUAGACGUGGGCUGCCCUGUGAAAGUACAGCUGAGAUCUGGGGAAGAAAAAUUUCCUGGAGUUGUGCGCUUCAGAGGACCCUUGUUAGCAGAGAGGACGGUGUCGGGAAUAUUCUUUGGAGUAGAAUUGCUGGAAGAAGGUCGUGGCCAAGGUUUCACUGAUGGGGUAUAUCAAGGGAAACAGCUUUUUCAGUGUGAUGAAGAUUGUGGAGUGUUUGUUGCAUUGGACAAGCUAGAAAUCAUAGAAGAUGAUGACACUGGAUUGGAAAGUGAUUAUGCAGGCCCAGUGGACACAAUGCAGGUUGAACUUCCCCCUUUGGAAAUAAACUCCAGAGUUUCUUUGAAGGUUGGAGAAACAAUAGAAUCUGGAACAGUUAUAUUCUGUGAUGUUUUGCCAGGAAAAGAAAGCUUAGGAUAUUUUGUUGGUGUGGACAUGGAUAACCCUAUUGGCAACUGGGAUGGAAGAUUCGAUGGAGUACAGCUUUGUAGUUUUGCAAGUGUUGAAAAUACAAUUCUAUUGCACAUCAAUGAUAUUAUCCCAGCUUUAUCAGAUAGCGUGACACAAGAAAGGAGGCCUCCCAAACUUGCCUUUAUGUCAAGAGGUGUUGGGGACAAAGGUUCAUCCAGUCAUAAUAAACCAAAGGCUACAGGAUCUACCUCAGACCCUGGAAAUAGAAACAGAUCUGAAUUAUUUUAUACCUUAAAUGGGUCUUCUGUUGACUCACAACAACAAUCCAAAUCAAAAAAUACAUGGUACAUUGAUGAAGUUGCAGAAGACCCUGCAAAGUCACUUACAGAGAUAUCUUCGGACUUUGGCCAUUCGUCACCACCACUACAGCCUCCUUCUGUGAACUCACUGUCCAGUGAGAACAGAUUUCACUCUUUACCUUUCAGUCUGACAAAGAUGCCCAAUACCAAUGGCAGUAUUGGCCACAGCCCACUCUCUCUGUCAGCUCAGUCUGUGAUGGGGGAGCUGAACAACACGCCUGUUCAGGAGAGUCCGCCUUUGGCCAUAUCUUCUGGUAACUCACACGGCCUAGAAGUGGGCUCACUGGCCGAAGUUAAAGAUAAUCCUCCUUUUUAUGGGGUGAUCCGUUGGAUUGGUCAGCCGCCAGGACUCAAUGAAGUACUAGCUGGACUGGAACUGGAAGAUGAAUGUGCUGGCUGUACAGACGGAACCUUUAAGGGCACUCGGUAUUUCACCUGUGCCCUGAAGAAGGCACUGUUCGUUAAACUGAAGAGCUGCAGGCCUGACUCUAGGUUUGCGUCACUGCAGCCUGUUUCCAAUCAGAUCGAACGCUGUAACUCUUUAGCAUUUGGAGGCUACUUAAGUGAAGUAGUAGAAGAAAAUACUCCACCAAAAAUGGAAAAAGAAGGUUUAGAGAUAAUGAUUGGAAAGAAGAAAGGUAUCCAAGGUCAUUAUAAUUCUUGUUACUUAGACUCAACCUUAUUCUGUUUAUUUGCUUUUAGUUCUGUUCUGGACACUGUGUUACUUAGACCCAAAGAAAAGAAUGAUGUAGAAUAUUACAGUGAAACUCAAGAGCUACUGAGGACAGAAAUUGUUAAUCCUCUGAGAAUAUAUGGAUAUGUGUGUGCCACAAAAAUUAUGAAACUGAGGAAAAUACUUGAAAAAGUAGAAGCUGCAUCAGGAUUUACCUCUGAAGAAAAAGAUCCUGAAGAAUUCUUGAAUAUCUUAUUUCAUCAUAUUUUAAGGGUAGAGCCAUUGCUAAAAAUAAGAUCAGCAGGUCAAAAAGUACAAGAUUGUUACUUCUAUCAAAUUUUUAUGGAAAAAAAUGAGAAAGUUGGAGUUCCUACCAUUCAGCAGUUGUUAGAAUGGUCCUUUAUCAAUAGUAACCUGAAAUUUGCAGAGGCACCAUCAUGUCUGAUUAUUCAGAUGCCUCGAUUUGGAAAAGACUUUAAACUGUUUAAAAAAAUUUUUCCUUCUUUGGAAUUAAAUAUAACAGAUUUACUUGAAGACACUCCCAGGCAGUGCCGGAUAUGUGGGGGGCUCGCAAUGUAUGAGUGCAGAGAGUGCUAUGAUGAUCCGGACAUCUCAGCUGGGAAGAUCAAGCAGUUUUGCAAAACCUGCAACACUCAAGUCCACCUUCAUCCCAAGAGGUUGAAUCAUAAAUACAACCCAGUGUCACUUCCCAAAGAUUUACCUGACUGGGACUGGAGACACGGCUGCAUCCCUUGCCAGAAGAUGGAGUUAUUUGCUGUUCUCUGUAUAGAAACAAGCCACUAUGUUGCCUUUGUGAAGUAUGGGAAGGACGACUCUGCCUGGCUCUUCUUUGAUAGCAUGGCUGAUCGGGAUGGUGGUCAGAAUGGCUUCAACAUUCCUCAAGUUACCCCGUGCCCAGAGGUGGGAGAAUACUUGAAGAUGUCCCUGGAAGAUCUGCAUUCCUUGGACUCCAGAAGAAUCCAGGGCUGCGCACGAAGACUCCUCUGUGAUGCGUACAUGUGCAUGUACCAGAGCCCGACGAUGAGUUUGUACAAGUAGCCGGGGUCAUCUAGACAGGUGAAGAAAUGGAAGGCAAAGUUUUCACGUUGCAUUUCAUUCAAGCUGGCAGUUCUGUUCAACGUCCAUUGCCGGCAAUGGAUGUCUCUGUGGUGAUGAUCCUUCAGAAAAGGAUUCCUGUGUUUAAAAACAAAUUGCUUUUGUGUUACUGAAGUAUUUAAUAAGAAGCAUUUUGCACUCUAGAAAGUAUGUUUGUGUUGGUUUUUUAAGAAGUCUAAAUGAAGUUAUUAAUAUCUGGAGCUUUAAGUUAAGUGCAUUAAUCAUAUGAUAUUUUUGGAAGCAUACAAUUUUAAUUGUGCAAGUUUAAAACCUCUCUUAGUCCAUUGAGAAUGUAAAUAAAUGUGUCUUCUUUAUGGACCAAGGAUAUGAAAUCAUUUUUACUUUGUAGCUAACGGUUGCCUUGAGGAAGAAAUAAUUGGUUUUAUUGAGUCUACUUUUAAUUUGGUUAUUAAAGGUGUACUGAAUUUGAUUUGUUAAUUCUUUCCUAUAUAGUGCUGACUCCUGCAUGUCUGCAAUCUGCUGAGUUUCCGUGUUUCUGCAAUAGUGGUCAGAAAAAUACUUAAAUUCCCUUAACAGUGUUAUUUUCUAUUUGUUCUGGUUUUGAGAAAAAUGAAUGAUUCUGUCAUAAAAUGUCCAUUUUUGAUGUAAUUUUCCUGGAGGAUUAGGGUAUUCAGCAAUUGAAGCUCUUCAUUCAUGGUAGUAACUGUCAGCUAACAGGCUUUUUAUUUUGAAGGCUCUAUUUUAUGAAAUAGGGCACAGUAAAUUUAUGAAAGAAUUGGGGUGAUAAGUGAAUAAUAUCUCUUUAUACACAUAUAUAGUCCAUAAGAAAAUAAAUUUGGCGUGUAGAAUUACUCAUUAAAUUUUCCCUGAAGAGAUAGAUAUUUAAACCUCUAUUAUUUUCAGUAAGUUUGUCCAGAACUUAAGUUUGAUCUGUCAGCCAGUAUUCUCACUAAAUUCAGUUUGGUUUCCCUUGAGUUAUGAAUCAGAUAUUUUAUUGAAAUGUUAGCAACAGCUUCAUCCUCCUUCUGAUUAAGUAAGUAGAAAAUGGCUGUUUCUUUAAGUACUAUCCAUCGUGUAUGUAUAGACCACAGUGGUGGUUGUGGACUAGAACCAUAAAUUAUAAAUGUCAGUGCUGUGGAAUGUAUAUUCUCUGAGAGUCGUUUUGUGGUACCGUUGUCUUUCUGGAAUGACAUCCUAACCAUGCAGAAAGACAAAAAAGUUGUCAUAUGUACAUAGCAUAUGACUUUAUAAAAUAUUUAAUGUGAAAAAUGUAUGAAGGAUCUUUACAAACCCUGCAAUUAUUUUUUUAAAGGCACUUUUACCCUUUGGUUUUAUCAUUCCAUUUUGCUAAUGUUUAUUAGCUUUAUAAAUCAUAAUAAGGUACAAAAACUCUUUCAUCUUGUAAUUUCAUUUUUGAAAUGAAAAAUUACACACAUUUUGCACAUGGCGCACUGCUGUGUGCUGAGGUUGGGGUGGUGAGAGGAUCACAGCUCAGGGGCGAGGCUGAGGGACGCUGGGCUGGGCUGGCCCUGCCUCUAUCACCUGGGGAUGCAGGAUGUGUAAGGUCUCCCCUAGCUCUGACUAUCUAGAAAUCCAGUCGUCCUGUAAUAAAUAUGUGUUGGAUGAAGAAAUGGAUGAAUGAGCUCGUCAAUGUGAUUUUAAAAGAUUGUCUGGAAAAAUGAUUAGGACUCCAUAUAGAGUCAGCCCUUGGUAUCUGCAGGCUCCACAUCCAUGUAUUCAAGCAACCACAAGUCGAAAAUAUUUUUUAAAAGUAUGGUUGUGGCUGUAUUGAACAUGUACAGACUUUUUUCUUGUCAUUCUCUAAACAGUACAGUAUAGCAAUUAUUUACAUAGCAUUUACAUUGUAUUAGGUAUUAUAAGUAACCUACAGAUGAUGUAAAGUAUAUGGGAGAGUGUGUGAAGGUUAUAUGCAAAUACUACACCAUUUAUAUAAGGGACUUGAGCAUCUGCCUUUUUGGUAACCACAGGGAUCCUAGAACCAAUCCCAUGUGGAUACUGAGGGAUGACUUUAUAGGUAAGACUGGAUUUAACAAUUAGAGAGAAGGAAGUUCCUUUCCUGUAGAAAUUAAAACAGAAUACGAGUUCAGGAAGCUCUGUCUUGCCCAGGCUCUCCUGGUAGAGGAGCUGCAGAGCCUUGUUUGGAUGCAGGCCUCACUGCAGAGCCUGGGGUGUGGGCUCUUUUAAGUGGGAGGGGCUUCAUCCAUAAAUGAUCUAAGGUCUUUUCUUCAAGUGGAGCUGUACAUCCUUUUAAUGUUACGUGGGGAGAGAGUGCUCAGUGCAGGGCUGCCUGGGGCCGCCUCUGGUGGUUCCUGGGGAGGCUUGGCCCUUCCCUUGCUCCUGAGCGCCAUGGGGCCCUCCGGGAAGGCUUCUGCCCCUGUCCGUUCUGGUUCCAUCUGGGUGGUCCCUCCUUGUUCCUUGUUUCAGCAUGCUUGGUUUGUCAAGUGGGCAUAAUUAGGGCUGGACUGCAUGACACGGGUGGCCAAUGUGCCUGUUGAUUUAAUUUUUAACCUUAAAUUUUCUUUAAUAUUUUUCUGUUGGAUUUCUAAAUGUUUUGGUUAUCCUUUUUUCAUUAUUCUAUCUUCAAUCAAGAUGACAAUAGAAUAGAAUCAUCUUAUUUCUAAAUGGUUCAUAGCUACAUGUUCUUCCACCUCCAAAUAAAUACAUGUGUGUGUUUAUGGGGCAGAAGGAGAGAGGCAGAGAGAGAGGAGAGGGGAAGGAGAACAAACAUGUUACAAUAUAGAAGCUAAUUGUGUCCCGUCCCUCACUGUCAGCUUUAUUAAGGACUUUGACACCAUCCACAAAAGAGUGUUUUAUAAAACUGGGAAAACACAUUGAAAACCAAGAUAAACAGUAACAAAAAUCAGUUUGAUAUAGCUGUUACAGUUGCUAAGGAUUUUCUCCAUAUAAUAGUUGAGGAUUUUUAAAAUGUUUAUUUGCCAAAUUCUGUAGAUAAAUGGGCAGGUUCUUCCUCUCCCUUGGAUUCAUUUAUUUUUUUCAUAUAAUUUGAGAAUAAGGGGAAGACAUAGUAAUUAAUCUUAAGGAACUCCUAUAGUCACCCAAAUUUCUGGUUGUUUAUACAUGUCAUCUUUAUUCAGGAAUUAACUAGUCUCCAUAGCUGGAUCUUGAAAAUUAUCCAGUUAGAUAGUUUUGAAUCCACUUGAAUCAUAGACCAAGAUGUGAAUGGAGAAUAGAAUAUUAGGUCUUGGCUGAGGAACUGCCAACCAAGAAGUAUUUAGUGGACAUUUAUUAGGUGCCUGGGAUUGUGUCAGAGGGAGUAUGAGACAUGCCCCUACCCUCAAACAGCUUCCCUGCUGAUGCAACAAGAGAAUGUCUGUUACUGGCUGCUCAGCUUAAGUGCAAGGGCGACAGGUCUGGGGAGGCUUUGGGAGGCAGUGUGGCAUCACAGAAAAAGGAGGGGAUGAGAAACCUGGAUUCUAGCCCCUUUUCUGUCACUUGUUCUGUAGCCUUAGAUAAUCUCUUGACUUCUUGGGCUUUAGCUUCCUCCCCUGUAUAACAAGAGGGUUGGACUAUUGAAUUUUAUAGAAAAAUAUACAAAUUCCUGGGUCCCAGGCCAGGCCUGGCUGAAUCUGACUCUUCAUGAAGAGAACGUAGGAAAUAUGUUAGCAAAAAGCUGACCUGGUGAACCUGGUGACCAUGGCCAAUAAGGUUUGAAACCACCGAACUGGAAGAUGUCAGAGGUCCCUUCUCUUUUUGUGAUUGUGUGAUCAUAUAAUGUUAUUGGUUAUUCUACAUCAUUGUGGUUACUUGGAUGUUUAUCAUAUUAUUUAUCUGUGUUUACAUAUGAAUUUGUAUAAGGAACACGUUUUAGUGUAUGUACCUCAACCUGUUGUUUCCUAGGGGUCUUUGGAACACAAAUAGGUCUUAGGAGGAUAUUUGUUAUUACCUGGAUAUUUUUCUUCCAUUUUAUUUAUUUAUGGGAAAUUGAGGCUCUGAGAGCCAAAGAAAUGGAAGAAAACAAAAUUUGUGUUUUGUUAAAAAGUUAAAAGUUAAAGAAAAAAAUUACAUUAUUUCUUACUAUCUGCUACUUUAUGAUGUAAAUUUCAACCUAUGAGAAGACUUUUCUCUUGGGUAACAGGUCCUUUUAUCAUAAAGUAAGAUGUUCUUCUUAAAAUAGGUGUUUAAGGCCUGUAAUUAAAAAUAAGACCAUCUUCUCCAAGGGUUGGUGAUGUGAAUGGCACACCCACAAUUCUCUAUCACUGAAGAUAAAAUUUGCAUUCCCCAAAGCAAGGGAAGGUGGUAGAGGAGAAGGGGAAAUUACAAUGGAAACUCGUGUGCAAAAGAGGGAGUGGAGGAAGAAGGAAGAUAUACUUCUUAAAGCAGAUAUGCAUGGGGCCGUUCGAAGGCAGGGUUUCUGUGGGUCUCUGGGGACUGUCCCUCUUGUCAGAGACUAGGAUUUUAGAGUGAGGCUUCCUGCAGGGAGUUAGCAUUGCACUUGUUUGUUCUCCUUCCAGGUGUCAUACUGGGAGAAGAGAUGGGAGAAGGGGAAAGACUCUGAGCAGCUGAAGGGUUUCUCUUGAGUCAGAAAGCAGCGGUAAAAAGUUAACCAGCAAAGGCGGCCCAGGGAGUGAAGAAGGGGCAAAGAAAUCUGUUCCUCCUUCCUGGUCAUAGUAAACAUCAGUAUCUGUAGCCAGGCUACUCAAGAACCCCAUUUGAUUUCCUAGCCCUUUGUCUUGGCGUGGGGACAUUUUUAUUUCAUCAUAUUUUAAAGUCUUCAUUUCUUUUUUUAACAUAGUCAAGGAGAAGGGCCAGUUGCAGGGGGAUUAUCCUUUCAAGCACCACAACUUCAGAUAUAAUUCUCUCGUACCUUUAAGUACUAUCUGCUUUCAAGUUUUAUUUAUUCUAGAGGGAUUAUUUGGAGACUCAACUGUCCUUGGUUUUAUUUUAUAAAAUGGUCUAGUACUGUGGAAUUUUAACUUCAGAAAGUCUUAGUGUCAUAUCAUAAACAUUCAUUUUUAAACAAGUCACAUUUGAAACUUUUCAGGGAAGUUGUGGUUAUUAGUAGAUUGGUAUAAAGGAGCACAUUUUGUACUGCAUUUCCCAUUUCUGGUAUCUUGUUCAACAUUUUUUAUUUUUUUGCCUGAAGAACAUCCUAUAUUUAUGAAAACAUUCUUUAAGAAAACCACCACAUAAAAUAUCCCUUUACUAUCAGAUUGCUCUGAUUUAGCCUUAAUUUUGUUAAACUUUUUAGAGAUGAAUGAAGCGCUGCUGUGGAAAGAUAUGUGCUAUCUACUAUUUCUGUACCAUUAAAAUGACAUUUUUAUGGUU
Microcebus murinus (gray mouse lemur) is the source of this 8519-nucleotide messenger RNA. The record is from RefSeq and is a predicted model, not a curated record. NCBI's taxonomy places the organism in Eukaryota, Metazoa, Chordata, Mammalia, Primates, Cheirogaleidae.